Molecule: messenger RNA, 2017 nt
Organism: Electrophorus electricus (electric eel)
Lineage: Eukaryota; Metazoa; Chordata; Actinopteri; Gymnotiformes; Gymnotidae
Source: RefSeq, a predicted model, not a curated record
CUAGCCAGCUAGUUAACCUAACCUAACUAAGGUUAACUUAAGACAGAGUUAGCUAAUUUAUGUAACGAUGUCUAAUUUAUCUGAAAGGAUUACCUUCACAGCUGACUAGGUUAGCUAAAGUGUCUUAUCUAGCAGAUACUCCACAAUAGGUUAAGUCAUUAUUUGCCUUUUAUAUUACCUUUUUUUUCUAAACAGAGAAUUUGUUUUGGAAAAGUCUGUCAAUAACGUGCACACGAUUGCAUGCACAAAGUGGCAGUCAUGAAUCUGACCAAAUAUCCAGCUCGCAUAAAUCGGCAAACAUCAACAUUUAAUUCAGCGGCAGACCCUCGAAAAAUGCGCAGAAUUAUAGCCGAAGAUCCAGAGUGGUCUCUAGCUGUGGUGCCUUUAUUAGCAAACCUAUGCCUUCAAAACAUAGUGAAAAAUUUUAAAGAGAAGCCCAUUUUUGAUGAGCUCCUGCCUGGUCACAAGGCCUUUGUCCUGGAGAAGCUGUCUACGUCUUUGUCUCUGAGUGUAACAGCUAACCUGAUCAGUGAUGAGGCUUACUGGAAGAGAUGCUGUGAGAGCCGCUGGGGGCUGAGCGAUGUCUCUGAGUACGGCCACAGCUGGAAACGCAUGCUGUUUGAACGUCAUCUGGAGAACAUCAUUGAACUUUUUAUCCCAGACGUAACUGACCCCAAGUCAGUGCUGGAUGUUGUGCCCCAAUGUCGAAACUAUGUGAGACGAUUGAAGAUCUCUCAGCUUCUGCCACCUAUCAGGGAGCCACCAAAGUUUGAGGAGGAUGACAGCUCAGAUUCUGCCAGCGAUAUGGGUCACGAAGGGCCGUCGAUGGAUCACUUUGACUUCAGCAUUCUGCUGGACAAAUUGACCAACCUGGAGGAACUACAAUUGGUUUAUGGAGUGAAGGGGUGUGGCAUGAAUUUCGAAUGGAAUCUGUUUGAGUUUACCUUCCGUGACUGUGAAUCGCUGGCCAAAGCCCUGAAAUCCUGCAAGUCCUUAAAGGUACUCAGAAUUCAGCAGAGCAAGGUGGAUGAUGACAAGUGUCGUGUGCUAGUGAGCUCCUUGCUGGACCACCCUUCUCUUCUUGAGCUUGACCUCUCACACAAUCUCAUAGGAGACAGAGGCGCAAGAGCCAUCGGCAAGCUCCUCGGCCGCAGCCACCUGAAGAGACUGGCCAUUUACAACAACCAGAUCCGGGGGCCAGGAGCCCAGGCCCUAAGCCACGCCCUUGCUAAAAACCCCUCCCUCGUCGCCCUCAAUCUGAGACUCAACCGGCUAGCAGAUGAGGGCGGGCAGGCUGUGGCCCAGGCUCUGCUGAAGAACCAGAACCUGGUGAGCCUUCAUUUGGGGGCCAAUGAGAUGACGGAGCCCACAGCCACAGCAAUGGCAAAUGCUUUAGUGCACAACUCGACACUGAGGAACCUCAGCCUGGCCUGUAACAGGCUGGGAGUGGAUGGUGGGAAAGUUCUGGAGGAGGGAAUGUCUCAUAACAGCAGCCUGGUAGAGUGCGACAUUCGCCUCACUGAUAUGAGCCUGGAGAACGAGUACUGCAUCGGCCAAAUACUCCGCACCAACCAGAGCAGAGCCUGCCGCAGACAGACACAGGACACCGGUGCCACCCAGUGAGCUUCCCAGUGGAGUAUGUAUCCCAGUCAGAUUUAUUAAAUAAAUACUCAGGAAUGGAGGUUAUCUCUGUGAGGAUCAUUAGCUAUGUGUAUAUGUACCUGCAGUGGAUGAGGCAAAAUUUUCUUUUUAUGACAAGGGAAUGACUAGGUGAAGGAAGAGCUGUAGCACAAAGACAAGGGAACGAGUGAGUGAAUAAGUGAGUGAACGAUAUAUACAGUUAUGUUCAAAAUAAUAGCAGUCCAACAUGACUAACCAGAUCAAUCACUGUUUUUGGUAGAAAUUAUAUUACUAAAUGGCAAAUAACUUACCAGUAAGUGUAGUAGAGUCAUAGAAAACCAUCAGACCCAACAUUCAUGAUAUGCAUGCUCCUGAGUUUGGGUAAUUGAAUAAUUAA